CACAUCGUCAAGUCAUCUCAUGCAAGCCACAGGUACGAUCCCUCUGGCGCAUCCAUCGCGGCAAGCUUAGUCGACCGCAUAUGCCUUCAAACAGAACUGUAGUCACAAUCUGCGAGCUCAGUAUCGUUGCUUACGAAGCUAUGGUGGUAGAACGCUUCUGCCGCUCCAAAACGGAGGAAUGGCAUCGUCUCAUAGUUUUGGUAUAAAGGAGCUUGCUCAGCCUCGAUAGUACCAGCAUAAACUCACAUCUCAGCAUUAAACACUUCAGUCUACCAGACACUCAAUCAUCAACACUCUCAACCUUCAAAACACUCAAUCUUCAGGACACUUCCAUCUUCAGCAUUCUUACUCACCAAAUUAACAUGCCUUCCUACCUCAUCACCGGAGCCUCCCGAGGAAUUGGCCUCGCCUUCCUUGAGAACAUCUCCAGCAACUCCAACAACACUGUCAUUGGCCUUGUCCGCAACGUAGCCGCCUCCGAAGCCAAGGUUGCCUCUUGGAACAGAAACAACAUCCAUUUCGUUCAGGGCGACCUCGAGGACUAUGAGUCGCUAAAGAGCGCUGCCGCCGCUACAGCCAAGAUCACCGGUGGAAACCUUGACUACCUGAUCGCAAAUGCCGGUUUGGUAGAGGGUGGUUUCGAUUCUUUUUCUAUGCUCGGAAAAGACCCAGAGAAGCUUACCGCCAGCCUAACCAAGUUGUUCAAUGUCAAUGUCACCGGCAACGUCCACCUCCUCAACCUGUUCAUGCCCCUCGUUCUGAAGGGAACCGUCAAGAAGGUCGUCACCAUCUCCAGCGGCAUGGGCGACAUGGAGCUAGUGCGCAAGUACAACAUCUCCGAGGACGCACCCUACUCGAUCAGUAAAGCGGCAGUCAGCAUGGCCGUUGCGAAAUUCAGCGCUGAAUACGCCAAAGAUGGAGUUUUAUUCCUGAGCAUGUCUCCUGGUGUUGUUGGCACGGAUGUCUACGCCGAUCUUUCGGAAGAAGACCAGCAAAAGCUUGGAAUCAUGUCGCAAAAGUUCGCAGCAUAUGCACCUGACUUCAAGGGCCCGAUUACGCCAGAAGAGUCGGUCAAGGCUGUCUUGAGUGUUGUUGAGGCGUCCAGUGUUGCUAAUGGAGAUGGUGGUGCUUUUUACUCUCAUCUUGGCAAGGGUGAGAAGUGGUUAUAAAUGAGUAGUAAGGUAGUCGUAGGAUGGUACAUAGACGAAGUUCAGUUAGUUUCUUCAUUCGUCAAUCCGAUAUUUACAUGAGAGUCCU
Messenger RNA from Alternaria rosae, 1257 nucleotides. RefSeq lists its product as uncharacterized. The transcript is spliced from 2 exons. NCBI's taxonomy places the organism in Eukaryota, Fungi, Ascomycota, Dothideomycetes, Pleosporales, Pleosporaceae. The record is from RefSeq and is a predicted model, not a curated record. Bases 363 to 1169 code for a protein of 268 amino acids. Gene Ontology annotation, molecular function: oxidoreductase activity, acting on the CH-OH group of donors, NAD or NADP as acceptor.